UCACAUUGACUCACCUCGGCAUACGAACAGACCGUGUCAUACGUGAAAACUGUAACAUUACUCAUUUUUAUGCUAGUUACGUUCUUAUAAAGUACUUUUAAAUUAUAGCUUUCCAUCUCAGUUCUGUAUUUCUAUCGAUCUAAGAAGCUAUUUGUUAUAUGGGUGGCACAAGAGGGCUGAAGAUCGAGUGAGAUGGUGACAUGAAGCAUGCGCUGUUCGACUUGGUGGCGGGUCCUGUUGCUGGCCGCGGCUGCGUCCGCGCAGACUAUCCCUACCAUCUGCGAAGAGGAGGUCUGUCUAUGCGAUGCCUUCACGAAGGUCUUUUGCACUUGCACCGAGAGAAACCCGGACAUCGUUUUAAGGCCGGACGGCGCAUACAGAGUCCCUUCGACGGCUACGGCCAUCAUCAUCCAAGGAUGCCAGCGAGUGCAGUUCUUGCCAGACACUGUGCGCAAUUUGAUUCAACUUAGGAAUAUUGAAAUCACCAAUUCGCAGCAUGUAGUAAUAGACGACCGCGCAAUGGCGUGGUCGCCGUUCUCGAGGCAUGACGAGAUGACCCCAGGAAUAAGGAUCGUGAUCGAAAAUAGCACGAUUAACGAGAUCUCCGCGUACGCGAUCCAGGGAAGAGUCAACGACGUAAUCCUCAACCGCAAUCGGAUCGGCCACAUGGCGCCGUUUGCAUUCUCUAGUCUAAUAGCCGUUAAAAACAUCCAAUUGAUUGACAAUGUGUUCGAAAACAUCGAUAUGCAAGCGUUCAAGCAAUUCACUACGCUCAGUUUCCAACUCCGCGGUGGUGUCAUCGGUACCUUACCGAGUAGAUUCCUUUCCGAUGUGGAAGUGACUGAUUUAUUUUGGAUGGACGGUGUUAAAGUGGACAGUAUAAGUAGUAUGACGUUUCUUGUUAAUUCGCCAAAGAGAGUGAUAGUGGAGAGCAACACAAUAGGUACAAUGCAAAGUGACGGGUUUGUCGUUACUACCAGAGGCCCGGUUACUUUUAGGAACAAUACUGUGAAAAUAGUGAGAACUGGGGCGUUUCAUGGGUUUUCCUUACAGCGGGAGACAUUAUCGGUGUUAGGCCCGCAGGAGCUUCUGUUGGACAAUAAUACAGUGACAGAGCUGAUGCCGGCGGCCCUGACCUACAAUAACACGCUGUCCUUGAGGAUCGACGGGCUAAAACUGAAUAGGUCGUGCUCCUGCGAGCUCACUGACGAGUGGAACAGUAUGCUAGUCGAACACGGCGGCACCAUCUCAUGCUGGUAUUCCUUGGAAGACCAUUUCGUGUCGCUACCGACCUUCAUCAUCAGCCGGUGCGGGGAGUUUAAACAGACUUUUUGGAUCUAUGUAAUGAUAAUUUUCGUAACGGUGAUAGUCAUAGCGACCGCUAUAACGAUAUGGUGGAUAAGGCGGCAGAACGAGAGGAAGAAGAAUAAGGUGCAGAUAGUGAUGCCGGACGGCAAGACGUACCGGGAGACAGAAAUUUAUAUAAUGGAGCGAGCGGAGCUUCUCACUACGGAUUUAUGAGGCCUUGAGGUCUUCUGAUACAUCUGCAUGUUACAAGAAAUCUAAAACCUAUGUACGAAGUAUAAGGGUGGCUUCGGAACUACCUCAUCGGCUGGUCAGGACACUGACACAAAAGCAAAGGCCUUGCAGACUGACUGCUGUUGACUUCACUUCCAAUAGAAAGCGCAAGGUCCACAAAGACCUUAUAAAUAAAUCAGUAUUACACCGCACGGUUCUGUAGGAGCGGCCUGCGUUGUUUCGUUACCUUGUUAAAUUAUUUUUUAUGAAGUACAAUAAAGUGUUUUAAACAUAAA
Messenger RNA from Plodia interpunctella (Indianmeal moth), 1814 nucleotides. RefSeq lists its product as uncharacterized. NCBI's taxonomy places the organism in Eukaryota, Metazoa, Arthropoda, Insecta, Lepidoptera, Pyralidae. The coding region runs from base 208 to 1521 and encodes 437 amino acids. The transcript is spliced from 3 exons. The record is from RefSeq and is a predicted model, not a curated record.